UUUACUUAUAGGGAACAGCAAUCUGGCUUGUCACCUCUAUACCCUUGUGAUCGAUAUGAUAUUGACACACACACCUGUGUGAAUAUUCGUCAAAUUGGUACAACACUAACACUUGGUGUGAAAAUAGAAGACGAUGAAAGCCGAAAUAAAUAUAGAAUUAGAUGGUACCGUCAUUUUAAAAGGCGACAAUCACUCUUCGACUUAAGAGAAGAACUAGAAAAAGGCAAAUCUCCAUGGAACAUAAAUAUUGGAGGCAAUAAUAAUGAGCUGAGAAUAUCACCCAUCACAGAAACAGACUUCAACUACAAUUUUUUCAUUGCCGUGGCCGAGAGUAUCUCCACCAAUAACAAAAAACGUGAGAAACGGAAACAGAAAAUGACUAUAAAAUUUCACAUAGAUCCUAUCCAUAUCGGUAAAAGCUUCAUUUUCGAAACAAUAACUUUUGUUUCUAUAAAUUGUUUCAUAAGAUAUGGAUUAUUCAUUUUAGACAUGGGAGUUUUGUAUCCCGGAGAAGAGCUUGUGAUUUAUGCCAAAGCUUUCAUGGAAUUACCUGUAGAUUCCAUUGUUCUUGAAUGGUCACUCAGUAAUGCUGAUUUCACUACCAGAUAUGACUUACCCAGUAACAUGAAAGUCAAUGUCGAUGGAAGUUCAGUGAUGGUUAAGGAAUUGAGAACAUCCAUCGAUAGAAUUCUGACAUGUUCAGUUUUUACGAACAGAAAUAUAUUCGUGGCGAGAAGAAACUUUCUCUUUAGAAAAAUCGGACAAGAAAGUGGUCGAAAUUUUGAUUUAAGGCAGAGUUAUAAACGUCGUCGUAAAAGAAGCUACGAUAAUGAAGGAUUUCUUGAAAAUGAAGAUAUCCACGGAAACUUAAAAAAAUACGAAAGAAGUAACGAUGACAGUGAGCCAGACAAGGAAAAUCAAUACCGUAAUGAAGAUGACCGAAAAUUCCUCAAAUCAUCUUUAUAUCAUCCUACUCGGGAAUCACAGUCAUUAUUUUAUGCCAGAGAAAAUGAUGAUGCCUAUGGUGGUGGCUCCAGAAAGAGAAUGACAGACGAUGAUACAAAAUAUUAUGAUGGUGAUUCCGACAAAAGAAUGACAGGUGAUAACACAAAAUAUUAUAGUGGUGAUUCCGAUAGAAGAAUGUUGGAUGAUAACAACAAUCAUUAUGAUGAGGAUUCCGAUGUAAGUAUUACCAAUGAUAACACAAAAUAUUAUAGUGAUGAUUCCGAUAGAAAAAUUACUGAUAACAAUAAUCAAGAAAAUGGUGUCCUAAAAAACAAAGAUUCUGAUCUUCAAAUAAUACUUAAGCACUCCAGUUACCGUUCACGUCGAGCUCAUUCACCUCACUCGUACAUUAAGGAUCACUCCUCCAAAAAGCACCCAAAAGACGUUUCUGUUUACAAGGGAAAAGAUUUCGAUAGCUCUUAUGCUGAAGAUAAAGGCAGAGAAGAGAAUAGCUAUUCGCUUGAAGAUGAUGAUGAAAGUAGUAAAGAUAUUCAGUUAAAGGGACUCAUACAGAAAGCUAAUUCUCUGGUACAUUCACCCAAAGAAAAAACGAAUCUCGAUUCGAAUUUAGAGUCGGGCGAUGAUAGAGCACCAACCUUCGACGAUCUUGAAUCCAUUCUCAUCUCUGAUUGCAGUAGAGAUUCGGAAUGCAGCGUACAUGCUACAUGCCAGAAAAACGACAAAGGCAAGCACUUCUGCCGAUGUUCAUCUCACUAUAAAGGAAACGGCAUAUUUUGCUGGCGUAUGUAA
Messenger RNA from Parasteatoda tepidariorum (common house spider), 1755 nucleotides. Lineage: Eukaryota; Metazoa; Arthropoda; Arachnida; Araneae; Theridiidae. The record is from RefSeq and is a predicted model, not a curated record.